AUGUCCAAGACGAUCUUUAUUACUGGCAUGUCUUCUGGUAUAGGUCUCGCCACCGCCAAGUUGUUUUACGCAAAAGGCUGGAAUGUCAUGGACGUCACAGACUCGAGAUCCAUUGGCACCGCCAUCGAAGCAGCCAUUAGGAAAUUCUCGAAGGUAGACUUAUUGGUAAACUCUGCUGGAUAUGGUCAAAACGGGAUUUUCGAGAUGGUUUCUCCUGAGCAGACGAGGAGGCAAUUCGACGUCAAUGUAUUCGGUGUGAUGGACGUAAUCCGAGCCUUCUUACCUCACUUACGCAUUGAGGGAGGUGGAAUAAUUAACAUUAGCUCUGGUGCUGGCGUAUUCACUCUCCCAAUGCUCUCCUUGUACCGUUCCUCCAAGUUUGCGCUGGAAGGCUUUACCGAGGCACUUGCAUACGAGCUCGCGUCCCAGAAUAUCUUCGUGAAGAGUGUCAUACCCCACGGGGAUGCUCCAUCAUACGCAGACUACGCAAUGAAGACUAUGAAAGCCUAUGAGAGGAUGUCUGCGGCUAGGACGAUAUCAUCGGAUAAUGUUGCAGACGUGAUUUAUGCUGCUGCAACAGACGGGACAGAUAAGUUGCGCUAUUUUGUCGGGAACGACACGAGGGGUUUCAUCAAGGCACGGUAUAAGUCGACAAGCGAUGACGACUAUGUGCAGCACAUGAGAUCCUUCUUUGCGUAACACCCAUGGUCACCCCAUCUUUGUACGCUCUGCCUAUUCCGAAGCCUCAAGGUUUCGCUUCGCGGAGGAUCGGACCGUGAUGAGUGUAACUUAGGCUGAGAUGUCUUUACGUCGACUUCCUUCAUCUAAUUUUCAAAUCGUAUGGUUGAUCGUCUAUUCUACAGCAUUGUCUGAUUAUUUUAGUGCCUAUCAAACGACCCGACCUCAUCCUCAAUUCUCCACUGCCCUACCUCUCUCAUCGCCUCUGCAUCUCCACUUUCCAACUCUGGUUUGCUAAGAAUAUCGGCAACCAUCUUCCACGGAUCUCUCCCUCCUCCGU
This is a messenger RNA of Desarmillaria tabescens, 1018 nucleotides long. Its product is annotated as short-chain alcohol dehydrogenase. The record is from RefSeq and is a predicted model, not a curated record. Bases 1 to 699 code for a protein of 232 amino acids. The transcript is spliced from 4 exons. Lineage: Eukaryota; Fungi; Basidiomycota; Agaricomycetes; Agaricales; Physalacriaceae.